UGGCCAAAGGAGAAGGAGCUGAGAGCGUCUCUUCGGCUGGCCUCUUGCAACCGAGCAUCUUAAAACCGGAGGAACUGAUCCCAUCCAAGGUAAAGCGAAAGUCAUCGGCGGAAGCGGGAGGGCGAAGGCCAAAAGGGGCCGGGGGAAGAAGAAAAAAGUUAACUAAGGCGCGGAGAGGCUGGAAACCGCGCGCGAAACUGGCCCUGCUUGCAAGCCCAAGGAAGAUCGACUCCCGAGGAAGCGCGGCUAGAAAUAGCUGGGCGAUCCACGUGCAGCCCCCGGGGCAGUCGAUCCACCGGGAAGGGAUCCCCAGAGAGCCAGAAAGCAUGGAAUGUGUCUGGGCGGUGCGCGCUGCUCGCUGGCUUCCCCCCCUCCUCCCAAGCGGACCCGGGAGAGCCUGAAACGCCCCAUCCCCAAAAUAAAGGGGGUCCUGGAAGGCGAAGUUCGGCGAGCCGUCCGGAUCCCUCUCUCCGGAUCAGGGCGGAGGUGGGCGGGCAGGCGGGCGGACGAGCCUUCCUUAUAAGUCUCGGAGCCUUCAAAUUCGAGCGGGCUCUGGGUGAACGAUCCACCAUGGCUCUGCUGCGGACGCUUUCUGGCCCCUGGCGUUUCCUCAAGAGAGAAAGCAAAACAAAGCUAUCGAUAUGCAGCAAAGUGUGUUAUGCCAUUGGUGGAGCACCCUAUCAAAUCACUGGUUGUGCUUUGGGAUUCUUUCUACAGAUUUACUUGCUGGACGUGGUGCAGAUGGACCCCUUCUACGCAUCCCUCAUCCUGUUUGGGGGACGGGCGUGGGAUGCCAUAACUGAUCCCCUGGUGGGUUUCUUCAUCAGUAAAAGCUCCUGGACUUGCUUUGGACGCCUGAUGCCCUGGAUUGUCUUUUCCACUCCCUUUGGUGUGAUCUCCUACUUCAUGAUAUGGUUGGUGCCCGACAUUUCUCAAGGGCAAGUGCUGUGGUACCUUUUCUUCUACUGCGUUUUUCAGACCCUCGUGACGUGCUUCCAUGUUCCUUAUUCAGCCCUCACCAUGUUCAUCAGCAGAGAGCAGAGCGAAAGGGAUUCUGCCACAGCCUACCGCAUGACAGUAGAAGUGCUUGGCACUGUCCUAGGGACAGCCAUCCAAGGACAGAUUGUGGGGAAAGUAGACACGCCUUGUAUUCCAGACCCACCUUUCUUCAACACUAACAAUUCUUCGGUGGUCUUAGAAGAAGUCAACAUCACUCGUGACACUGGUUCGCUUUCUGAUACGAGAAAUGCCUAUAUGAUUGCAGCCGGGGUCAUUGGUGGGAUUUACAUUCUUUGUGCUACCAUUCUGUCUCUAGGCGUGCGGGAAAGGCAAGAGUCUUCUGAACUUCAGCUGGCUGAGCCGGUUUCCUUCUUCGAGGGUUUGAAGCUGGUUAUGAAACAUGGACCCUACAUCAAGCUGAUUGCCGCUUUCCUGUUCACCUCCCUCGCUUUCAUGCUGUUGGAAGGAAACUUUGCCUUGUUCUGCACUUAUACCUUGGGGUUCCGAAAUGAGUUCCAGAACAUUCUGCUCGCCAUCAUGCUCUCAGCCACCCUGACCAUCCCUUUCUGGCAGUGGUUCCUUAUACGUUUUGGGAAGAAAACGGCUGUUUACAUUGGCAUCUCGUCUGCCACUCCUUUUCUCAUCUCGGUGGCGAUUUUUGAAAGUAACCUCAUUAUGACCUACGUGGUGGCCAUUGCAGCUGGAAUGAGUGUCGCCGCUGCUUUCCUCUUGCCAUGGUCUAUGUUGCCAGAUGUUGUGGAUGACUUCAACCUCCAGCAUCCGGAUUGCAGAGGCCACGAAGCUAUUUUCUUCUCUUUCUACGUCUUCUUCACCAAGUUCGCUUCUGGAGUGUCACUGGGGAUCUCCACGCUCAGUUUAGACUUUGCAGGAUACAAGACUCGAGGCUGCUCCCAACCGGAGGAGGUGAACCUGACUUUGAAAAUGCUCGUCUCUGCUGCCCCGGUGGCUUUGAUUGUCUUUGGCCUGCUCCUUUUUAAGCUCUACCCCAUUGAUGAGAACAGGCGGAAAAAAAACAAGAAAGCGCUGCAAGAUUUAAGAGAGGAAGAGAGCAGCAGUAGCACCGAGACAGAUUCUACAGAAUUAGCCAGUAUUGUUUGACCUUACCUUGUCUUGGUUUACCCCCUGGGAAUCCUCUAAACAUGGGGCCACCAUGACAUCUACUGUGAAAGACUUCCUUCCAUGGGAGAGCUCUUGUGAAGCCUUAAAGACUGCUCUGGAAAUCAAAUAUUGAUCGACGUUGUGCCUUAAGUGGGAUCCAUGGAUCAUCGAUUGUCAAACAUACUUUACCUUUUGGUACUCCAGUAAGAUACCUCUAAGGAGAACAAGCAUCAUCUCAGUGUGACUUUUGCCAGAAUCAGUUUGAAAAACUCUGUUGCGUUGUGAUAUCUUUUAAACAUAUGCUAUUUAUCACUAAUCCACCCACUGAAUGGUGCAAAUCUCUAAAGUACUGUUAAGUAUAUUUUGGUAUGUUUUUUUCCUAUUCAAUAUUGUGUUAUAUAUUAUAUUAUCAUGGAUCCAGAUGGUGCUUUUUUGGUGUAUAUUACACCUGUGGCCUGACCUUGUCAAAAUAUGACCUUGUACUGUUUUUUUCUGUAAAUAAGAUGCAACUAAUGAACGAUUCUGUGAUGUUCCUGUUUAUAUAUAAGUAUAAAUAUAUAUAUGUAUGUAUGUAUAUAUCAAGAAGCUAAUUAAAGUAACUUAAUCCUGUACAUAUAAAAAUGUUACAUUUUCCUAUUUGUAUAUUGUGUACAGAAAGAAAACUGUGGAUUUGUUAAUAAAUUACAUU
Messenger RNA from Thamnophis elegans (Western terrestrial garter snake), 2806 nucleotides. It is a transcript of the gene MFSD2A, whose product is annotated as major facilitator superfamily domain containing 2A. Gene Ontology annotation, biological process: carbohydrate transport. Lineage: Eukaryota; Metazoa; Chordata; Lepidosauria; Squamata; Natricidae. The transcript is spliced from 14 exons. Gene Ontology annotation, molecular function: lysophospholipid:sodium symporter activity. The record is from RefSeq and is a predicted model, not a curated record. Bases 571 to 2118 code for a protein of 515 amino acids. Gene Ontology annotation, cellular component: membrane.